Molecule: messenger RNA, 2262 nt
Organism: Rhodofomes roseus
Lineage: Eukaryota; Fungi; Basidiomycota; Agaricomycetes; Polyporales; Fomitopsidaceae
Exons: 4
Coding region: 484-1818 (444 amino acids)
Cellular component (GO): cytoplasm
Source: RefSeq, a predicted model, not a curated record
ACGACAGCCGUGUGCAGCCCACAGCCAUUGUUCGAGGCGUUACACAGCCCAUCUGUUGGGAGCUGUACCUGUCCUAGCCUGUAUUGCUACUAUCAGCGAAUGUGAUGAACUACAUGGGGCAAGCACGGAGGCAUUCCGAGUCGGUCAGCGGGGGCGGGGCAGGGCAGGGCGUAGGCGCCGCAUGACUUGCCAUAGGGGGCAGGCUGACGGUGUGGAGUUUGUUCGGGCUAGCGCCGGAUGCCCCCGUCCGCUGGGCACUCCCAACCCAAACGUCGCGCGUACAUACGCUGCUCCUGUCCCCAGCCCCGCUCUCAGCCUCUCUUUAUCUCCAACCACCAUCUCCUCGCAAUUCUUCGCUGCUGAAAUCGGUCGCAUCGCAUAUAUCAACCAAUAAACUUGGCGUGGCAACAGGUGUCAGACUGGCGGUAAGUUGCCGAGCCUAUCGCCUGACCAAACAGGCGAAUCAGCUCCUCGCUUCUAGUCAUGCAGGUUGCGGCCAAACCUCAUCGCCACAGAGCGACUCCUUCUGACCCCUUCAACGACUCUCACACUCCCGCCUACUCCUCGUACGGUGUCCCGACCCUCACUCGCAACGCUCCCCCUCAGUCUGCGUCUCACCGCCCCCCGCCCCCUCCGCCCAAGAGUCUCCCUAAAUCAACAUCCAUCAGGAGGGCUCAGCCUGCUGUCCCCAUGAAUAUGAGCCGAGACAACAACGUCGUCGAAGCCGUCCGCGAUGCAGUCCAAGUAAGAUCCGGCGAUCGCUCUCCUCGCACUCGGAUGGGCAGGAGCAACACAGAGGUCCCCGCUCCAACGCGGCCAUCAACCGGUGCCUCACGUCGCUCUCACUCCCAAGACUCGGGGAUCCAGACAACGAGCCGCGACGCCGACAAGAACAAGAAUGGCCCGCGCUCUCGUACGAAGGCGAAGAAGGGAUCCUCCCAUGCCGAUGUCAUUGAUAGGCUCGAUUUCUCUGGCGUUGGUCCUAUGUUCCAUCAUGACGGCCCCUUCGAUGCUUGCGCACCAUCCCGCAACAAGCACCGUACGAAGGCCCCGAUGAUGGCAUGGAGUGCCGUCACGGAGGGUGAUAAGGCUGCUCUCGCCGCCGCUCAUGAACUUCCCCGAGCAGGCGACUCGCCGUAUCCUACAUCUCCUGACGUAUACGUCCCCUACGAAGCACCCAAGAAGCGGCAUGAUGCCAUCGCGGAGGCUUGGGGUAUUCAUGAGCCAGAGCCCUUCGAGGAUUUCUCGGCCGGCGGUGGAGCAACCAGACCCAAUGGGGAGUAUCCUACGUACAGCAACCGCAACGGCGCCGGGAAGCGCACUGAUCGCAGUGGCCGUUCCCGCGGUGAAGAGCGCCCCGAUGCUCGCCGCCAGGCUUCUAGGCGCGGCAACCUUCCUCCUCCCCAGCCAAUUUUUGUGCCGGAGGGGGAGGGGGAAGUUCCGCUCGAACAGCAGGAGCCUCCCUCCCCUACUGGCAACGGCACACCGAAGCGCAACAAGUCGCUCAUGCGCCGCAUCCGGCAGAUGCGCGACUCGCCAAACGUGCCGGUGGGCGGCGGUGAACGCGAUCCCUCGCCCACUUCCUCCACGGAAGAGAACUCGAUCACAACUCAGUCCGCUCCUGGUCACGGCACGCGCCCGACGCACCGGCCUCAGCAGUCGUUCCUUGUGAACACGGACAAGGACCUACCGGCUCCUCCGAGGGCGCAGCCCCAGCGAGACUACUUCGAUGACCCCAUCGAUGGCGGCUCGCCUGGCCUGGGAAGGAAGACGAGCUUGAUGAAGAAGAUGAAGGGCGUCGUGAAAGGCGGCAAGUGAAUAGCAUGAUAUACACGGCGUCCCGCCCAACAGCCUCGCGUGCCGCGAGGUACGUCCCCCAUGGUCACUGUAUGCCCUCCUUCCGCGCUCCUAUUAUUGCUGGAACCGUGUGAACACGUUUCUGCCUUUUGUCUCCGUAGAUUUGCUGUCUUCGUCUUCAGGGCCGUCUGGAAUCAUGUGUUUCCGUCGACUGACCAAUUUGUAAAUACACCGGGCCCAUCGCGAUUCAUCCUGUUCUGUUCCCUCCCUUCGUUGUUGUCCCAGCGGCUCGGUCACCCAAACGUUCCCUACUCGUUUACGUUUUUCAUGCUGCUUCUCCAUAACCCCACCAUCCCUAUUGUACGGCUUGUAUUCUCCUUCUCCGUUCCAUAUCGCGUCCGCACAGUAGCAAUCCCCACCAGUGAUCAGUCCGUAUAUAUGUGUGUAUUGUAAUGACGAGAUCCU